Messenger RNA from Bombyx mandarina (wild silkworm), 2460 nucleotides. It is a transcript of the gene bif, whose product is annotated as protein phosphatase 1-binding protein bifocal. Gene Ontology annotation, molecular function: microtubule binding. The record is from RefSeq and is a predicted model, not a curated record. Gene Ontology annotation, cellular component: nuclear membrane; rough endoplasmic reticulum membrane. NCBI's taxonomy places the organism in Eukaryota, Metazoa, Arthropoda, Insecta, Lepidoptera, Bombycidae. Gene Ontology annotation, biological process: chemotaxis; neuronal signal transduction.
CUUGUCAUGUUGCUCCCGGAUCAGACGUACGAGACCGCGGCGGAUCCGGUACCGUCUCUGCUGCUCGCACGGAGACUUCCUCCCGACUUCUUUUGUGCAAAUCGCCCUCGCAGACCGCGGGACAAGAGGAAACUGUUGCAUUCAUUGCCUUCGGGCGGCGAGGAGACGUCGGCCGGAGUCGCAGCCCCGCGGGAGGCCGAGCUCAGAGCGGAUGCGAGACGGCGCAAAACUCGCUCCAGAACUGGACAUCACAAGAAAAACGGGGAAAAUUGUUUCCAGGCGGGCGAGCCCGGCAUAGUGGUGCUCAGACCUGAAGCCCUCACCCGCACCGAGUCGGAGGAGGAGGACGAGGCAGACUGCGGCCCGCCCUCGCCCUGCGGAGUGCGCUUCGUCAACGACAACGUGCUCAUCAACGGGAAGUCUUCGAUGCCGAACAAACCUAACAGAGACAGGAUCGCUAAGCUGAAGCUACAAUUUGACGACUCGCUAACCCGCACGUUCGAGUAUCCUUCAGAGACGUCGAUGUGCGAGGAGUCCCCGGCCCCCGCCCCCCUCGCGGCCUCCGCCCCCCUCGCGUCCCUCGCCGACAACACGCACAUAGCAUCCGGCGCGCUGUGCAGCUACACGCCCAGCAAGACGCCGCCCGCCACCUUCCAGCUCGGGCUCACGAGGCCUCACGACGAGGACGCGCCGUCGCCCCCCUCCCCGCCCCCCUCCCCGGCCCCCUCCCCGCCGCACUGCUGGACGCGCGCGCGCAGCCUGUCCGCCGACCUGCUGUUCUAGUCCCGCGCCCGCUGCUGUCCCCGGGCGCAGUGCCACGACUGAUCAAUUGUGAACUAUAAAGACGUUACGUUAAAUAAUAUUAUAUGAACACUCUCGAUGGGUCACUUGUUCGACUACAAAAUAUGAAAUGAUAUUCUAUUUGAUCUAUGUUAAGUAUUUACUACAACAUGUAUCGCAUUAUGAGUCAUGACAGGAACAUGCUAACAUUAGUUUUUAAAUUUAUUUCAAAAGUAUCGUUAUAUGUACGCGAAUAUCAAUUAUUUACAUUUAUAUUUUGUUGAUGACCACGGGCUACUGUAUCUUUUAGCCUAAGUUUGUUUAUUUAUUUUCAAUAAUCCACUUCGCGAAGUAUAGCGGCGGGAAGCUACGGAGGACAGGUCCAUUGAAGUCCCCUCCGCGCGCCCCUCGGUGCAUUCCUGAUGGGCGGGCCCGGCCACUCCAACCUCUCUUUAAUAUUAAUGUUUAAUGUUCAAUCGAACCGCUGACUCUCCCACUGUCCCCCGCCCAGCGCUGCAGCUGCUCAAUUAAUUAAUUUCCAACAUAACCAUGUAGUCGCUUGGGCUCAGUGGACUAGUGCGGGGGCCUCGUCCACUCGCAUGGGCUCAUCUUGUGAUAGAGGAGCUGUCCUUGAUGAUGCAAUAAUAACUAUAUAAUAUGGUUCUUAAUACAAUAAAGUCAUACUCAACAAUGUACAGUCAGCAAAAACAAUAAAAAUUUAAAACAAAAAAAUGAGAUUUUGAUGUCUAAAUUGACUAUUUCUAUUAUUGAGAUGAAUCGCGACUGAUAAAGUAUUUUUGUAAUUAACAUUUUUGAUAAUUGUAAUCUGUAGGUAUUUUUAAUCCUAUGCUAUAGGUUCUUAUGUGUCGUAUAUUAAGAUGAUAUCUGGUCUAAAGUUACGGCGAAAUGUAGAUAUGUAGAGGAGACAGUUAUUGCAGGAGCUGCGUCAGUGCAGCCGAUGUCACACUGGUACUGUCUCCUCGCUCCGUGGAUCAUUCCUGAUAAAUUUAUACUGAAACUUACACGCAUUUUUUGAGCUUACGAAUUUUUAGAUAACUUUUUGAAUAUUUUGUAAAAUUUGUAUGUGUCUACCUACUUAUAUAUAUGUCUACUUUCUAUGAAGUAAAUGAAAUUAUAUAAACAUGUUGCGAAAACUGGUGCCGCUGCCAUUAUCAUUGUCAGCGUCACGCGGCACCGUUGUGAGGACCUCGCCUCCGACGUGGGUCCCGGCUGCCGUCUGGUCACUCGCAACAUAUUACACACAUUCCCGAUUGUAACUUCAAAUAUAUAUUAAUUAUUAUAAAUAUAAUGAUACUCGAGAAAGUUAAUGUGAAGUAAUUAAACGUAUCAUUAUCAAAAGGACAAGAGGACUGCUCCUUGUAGUCCCGCGAGUGCUGGCCGGGACACCGCGCCGCGUGUUGUUACAGGAAUCUUAUGAUUUAUCUAAUUAUUUGUAAGUUUCGUGAGCUCGAACUCACAGCCGAUCGUUGUGUCGCGCCGCCCUCACCUUACUGUGCAGUGUGUGUACUUAUGAGAUGUUUUGUAAUAUCUAUGAUCUAUUGUACUAUUGAAUAUAUUGAUGAUUGUGUAAUAGAUGAAUAUAUCUGUAUAGUGGGUAGAGUCGCGGCGCACCACUAGCCGAUGUGCGGCUCACAGGAGCGAGGGGGGGCGGGGGGCACG